Messenger RNA from Acanthosepion pharaonis, 687 nucleotides. The record is from the annotation of a GenBank genome assembly. Lineage: Eukaryota; Metazoa; Mollusca; Cephalopoda; Sepiida; Sepiidae.
AUGAAUGAUGAUGACUUCCUGUUGUCUGUCAGCACAAAGAGCUUCCUUGGUGACUUCUCUCCAAAUCAUUUUCACUCUUCACUGACUGAUGACAAGUUUUUACUCUUAACUCCUUUUUUAUUCUUCUGCACAUCUCUUUGUUUUCUUCUGUUUCUUUUCUUUCUUUUUUCUGAUUCUAUUACCUUUUUACUCUUAUUUACUCUUUUUCUUCCGUUUAUCAUCUCUUUAUUUGUCUCUCCUCUUUUUUCACUCUCCUCUUCUUUCUCCUUUAUUACACUUCUGUCCUCUUUUACUUUUUCUUUUUUUACUCUUAAAUUCCUUUUAACUUUUAAUUUAUUUCUUUUUGCUAUUUUCUUUCUUUUUCCAUUAAUCAUUUUUUUUUUUUUACUCUUUUGUUUUUUUACUCAUAACAUCUCAUUUUUGUACGUGUAUCUUCUCUCUCUUUUUCUUAUCUUUUUUUUCUUUUUUCUGCUUCUCUUUUUCUUAUGCUUUUUCUCUUUCUUUUUCUGCUUAUUCUUUUUCUUCCCUAACCUUCUCUUCUAUAUUUUCCAAACAUUUUUCUCUUGUUCUCUUCCUGUUUACCUUGUUUUCAUCACUCAGUUUCUUUCAUUCUUUAUCACUUUUUUUCCAGUUCCCCUUCUUUCUAUAUUCUUUCUAGUUUUUUUUUCUUCUUCUUCUUCUCUUUAA